Messenger RNA from Antechinus flavipes (yellow-footed antechinus), 1281 nucleotides. It is a transcript of the gene FAM131A, whose product is annotated as family with sequence similarity 131 member A. The record is from RefSeq and is a predicted model, not a curated record. The transcript is spliced from 6 exons. NCBI's taxonomy places the organism in Eukaryota, Metazoa, Chordata, Mammalia, Dasyuromorphia, Dasyuridae. The coding region runs from base 104 to 1192 and encodes 362 amino acids.
CAGUGAAUUCUGAGUGGGAAGGAAUCUGGUCCGGGGCCAGAGCCAGAACAGGAAGGGAAGUAGGAAGCAGAGCCUGCUGUCUGGGCUCGGGCUCUGAGACGACAUGGCCGGGAUAUCGGUGUGGGGACUGAGCGUGUCCGUGGCGGCCCUCGGCAAGAAAAGGAGGAAGCAUGCGGCUGCUGACCCCAAGUGGGGUGCGGAGUGGAUAGAGCUGCCGCGAGCCCUGGGGCUGUCCCCUCGGCACCCUGCCAAGCCCCUGCUCAGGUGGAGCCGCCCCUCCUACCCGCCGUCUGUGGACAGCCAGGACUCAUCCGAGGUGAAUGUUGAAGACACUGUCGAAAUGCUUCCCAAGUCCCGGAGAGCCCUCACCAUUCAGGAGAUCGCUGCCCUGGCCCGCUCUUCCCUGCACGGAAUUUCCCAGGUGGUGAAGGACCACGUGACCAAGCCGACGGCCAUGGCCCAGGGCCGGGUUGCCCACCUCAUCGAGUGGAAGGGCUGGAGCAAGCCGAGGGACUCGCCUUCUGCCCUGGAGUCCGCCUUCUCCUCCUACUCGGACCUCAGCGAGGGGGAACAGGAAGCUCGGUUUGCGGCAGGGGUGGCCGAGCAGUUUGCCAUCGCGGAAGCCAAGCUUCGGGCCUGGUCCUCCGUGGAUGGGGAGGACUCCACAGAUGAAUCCUACGAUGAGGACUUCGGGGCCGGGGCCGACAGCCCCCAACCUACAGACAUAGCCGGGCAGCUGGGGCCGCAUCUCCAGGACCUCCUCUCCGGGCGACGCUACUCGCGACCCUUGCGCCAGGGCUCCUGUGACCCCGAGAGCGACUCCUCGCAGACGGUGUCCCCGGAGACGCUGUGCUCCAGCCUGUGCAGCCUGGAGGACGGGCUCCUGGGCUCCCCGGCCCAUCUGGCCACCAAGCUGCUAACCGAAGAGCUUCUCCUCUCCAAACUGCCCCCGAGCAGGGAAAGUGCCUUCCAGAGCCUGGGCCCCCUGGAGCGCCGGGACUCGCUCUAUUCCGUGUCCUACACGGAGUCCUGCCUGUCGCCCGCCGAGGACGAGCCCCCGGCCUGCAAGGACUGCCCGCCGCUGGGCGCCCCCCCCGGGGGCAGUUGGGAGUUGCGGCGGAAAGUGUCUGACGUGGCGUCCUCGGGGGUGGUGUCCCUGGAGGAGAACGAGGCCGAGCCGGAGGAGCAGUGAGCGCCGCGCCGACGCACGCUUUCCUUGGCCCUGGCCGGGGGCCCAGCUCGGGCCACCUCGGCGGGGGGGCUUUCGGGGGGAGCGCCAGC